UCCAGCCUCCUGUCGCAAGCCGCAAGCCCAGCAACGACGCCUCCCUCCCUCCCUCCUCCUCCUCCUCCUCCUCCUCCGCCACCGACGGCGGCGGCGCCCCCCUCCCUCCCCGACGACGCCUCCUCCUCCGCCCACCCCGUCGCCUUCCAAGCGCGAGCGCGCGCGUCUCCAUCUCAGGCAUGCCCUUCAGAACUCACUCCUCCUUCACUCGCACCCUGCAGAGGCAGCUGAAACCCGCCGCCAUCUCCGCGAACCCUCCGCUCCGCCUCCAGAUCCGAGCCGUUUCCAGCCUCAAGGUCGAGUGGCGCAGGGACCCGAAGCUCGACCAGGCCAUCGAGAACGACAAGCGCUACCAGCUCUGCGCGCGGGUCGUCAGGGAGGUCCUCAACGAGCCCGGCCAGGUCAUCCCGCUCCGCUACCUCGAGAAGCGGCGCGAGCGCAUGCGCCUCAAGUUCACGGUAAAGACCUUCCUCGAUCGGAACCCGGGUCUUUUCGAUGCGUACCGUGAUAGGAUCAAGCCAAAAUCGGAUCCUGUCCCCUUCCUGCGGCCUAGCGAUAGGCUUAGGGGGUUUCUUGAGGAGGAGGAGAGGAUACAGGGCGCGAACGAGCCGCUGAUCGUGUCGAAGCUGUGUAAAUUGUUGAUGAUGUCGAAAGACAAGGUGAUCAGCGCGGAUAAGCUGCUCCAUGUGAAGAGGGAAUUCGGGUUCCCCAACGACUUCAUGGUGAAUUUAAUCCCUAGGUAUUCGCAGUACUUCAGGCUCGUCGGAUCCCCGGGAGAGGGAAAGUCCUUUCUGGAGUUGGUUUCUUACGAGGCGGAAUGGGCGAAAUCGGCGAUCGAAAAGAGAGCGGAGGAGGAGGCGAGGUCGACGGGGAUUCGGGUCAGGCCUAAUUUCAAUGUCAAGCUUCCGCCUGGGUUUUUCUUGAAGAAGGAAAUGAGGGAGUGGACGAGGGAUUGGUUGGAGCUCGAUUACAUAUCGCCCUAUGCGGACGUGUUGCAUUUGGACCAGGCUUCGCUGGAGAUGGAGAAGAGGACGGUGGGAGUCUUCCACGAGCUGCUCUCGCUCUCGUUGCUUAAGAGGAUUCCGGUGCCAAUACUGGGGAAGUUCACCGAGGACUAUAGGCUUUCGAAUGCAUUCUCAAGUGUUUUCACUAGACAUUCAGGGAUCUUCUAUAUGUCCCUGAAGGGAAAUAUAGAGACGGCGAUGUUGAGGGAAGCGUAUAAGGAUGGUGUGUUGAUUGAUAGGGAUCCCUUGCUUGAGAUUAAGGACAAGUUUGUUGAAUUAGUGGAGAUGGGAUGGCGCGAGAGAAGAGAACGCAUGAGGACUCGAAAGGAAGAGCUUGAGAAGAAUCUGGAAAUGAUGGCAUCGGGUAACAUCGGAACGCAUUGACCUGGAGUGAGAGCUUUCUACUUGAAGAUUAUAUUCACAUUGCAGCUUGCAAUUAUCGACGAAUCGAUGCUGGCAAUGAAAGGAAAAGAAAGUUCUUAUGGGUAAGCAGCACCACUACCCUCAUGCUUGUGUCAUGGGCCAAAAGCUGGCCUGGUGUUCCAGCUCAUCAGGCACGGCAUGGGCUUGUCCUCGGGCAAGAAGCUUUUGGUCCAUGACACCUUGCAUAUCGUUCCCUGAAAUUUUGUGGGGAAGGCAAUUAGGAAAUGUCAACUGAACGUUUAGUGGACCAAAUUGGAAACACUUCUGGAUACAUAAGAAGGCUCUUUCCUAUUCAGAGGGAAAAGACUUAGCCCGAAUGUAAUUUUUUGGUCUUUUAUCAUGUUGGUAUUAACGUGGCAGGCUUCACUUGGAUGGAGCAUGAUGGCUUGAGCAAUAAAAUGAUUACAUGCUGAAGAGAAGGUUGUGGUGUACGUAUGUGAUAUAGCGGGCAAUGAUAAGGUGGGUACGGUGCUUCUGUCGGACUCGUAUCUUGAAAACUUCUUCUUCUUCUUCUUCUUCUUCUUUUGUGGAUGAUUAGCUGGACAUGAAAAGCACAGGGAAUCGGUGAGAUCUCACUCGCAGAAUUGAUGAACAGAGAUGGAGAAUUUUAGGCAAAUCCAAGCAUGAAAUACCUGUCAGAGAUCUUCUGUUUAGUUCUA
This is a messenger RNA of Eucalyptus grandis, 2086 nucleotides long. Its product is annotated as protein WHAT'S THIS FACTOR 1 homolog, chloroplastic. Lineage: Eukaryota; Viridiplantae; Streptophyta; Magnoliopsida; Myrtales; Myrtaceae. The record is from RefSeq and is a predicted model, not a curated record. The coding region runs from base 180 to 1388 and encodes 402 amino acids. Gene Ontology annotation, molecular function: RNA binding. The transcript has 2 exons.